Dinoponera quadriceps is the source of this 2357-nucleotide messenger RNA. RefSeq lists its product as uncharacterized. The record is from RefSeq and is a predicted model, not a curated record. The coding region runs from base 217 to 711 and encodes 164 amino acids. NCBI's taxonomy places the organism in Eukaryota, Metazoa, Arthropoda, Insecta, Hymenoptera, Formicidae. The transcript has 4 exons.
CCGAGUCUUCGUCGUGGGAGUACGUUACCUUGGUGUGUCACGAGGGCAGCUCCGUUAGGAACGAUUGGGCCCCUUCUUAACUGAUGCACAGAAGAGCAACGACUGCCGAUCGACAGAGAAUCAAGGACUCAGUGAGUUAAAACAGUGCGUGCGACGAAUUCCCAAGUCAAUAUCGGCGUCAAGCUGCCUGGCAUCACAGCAGGGAUCAGUUCAGCUAUGUCUUUGGAGGAAUCUCGGAGGUCGCAACGCCCGUACCGCUACGGGAUGGUCCUCCUGUGCGUCGGGGCUCUCAUAAACUGGUUGGGCCUGGCAGAAAACUACGUCGAGCCGGUGCGAUAUGUCGGCGUCGCCUGCAUAGUCGCCGGGGCUCUCCUCAUUUGCGCCGCUAUGUGCUGCUGGCUGCACGCGCCGCCAACUAGAACGAGCACGCACACGCAACACACGAACCAUCCGAUCACGGCACAGAUCGACGACCCGAUCCACGUGAUCUCCAUCGAGGAGCCGUCCAGCAUGUCGAGGCAAAAGCCGCCGGACUACGAGGCGGUGACGGACGCACCACCGAGCUACGAUGAUGCGAUCAAGCUGAAUCCUAGUCAAUUAGUCAGGCUAAGCAACGGCAGCACGCCGCCCUUAUCCUCGGGACAAAUUAUCCCGACGACCAUCGCCAUCGUCUCUCCUACGCUGACGCCGCCACCGCCGUAUGCGAGGUGAGAUCACAAGGCUGGCGAUAGAGACUACAAUGAAUACGGAGGUUCGCAGCGUGUCGGAGAAUCGAUGUAUUAUUGUCUACUGCGAAGAGCGAUCGACAGUGUGAUUAAAUCAAUACGAUCGCACGACGAUUCCGUUGUUCGCUCUCGUCAUCUCGAGACGCGUGACCGAACGUGCAUUUAGCUACGCAAGCUACGAUCUUCUCAGGAGUGGGCUCGAACCAUUCGAAGAUCGUUCAACAUCUCCACGAGGAAGAACCGAACGAGGAUCUCUCUGCGACAUUUUUUAAGUGUCGACCACUUAGAUUAUUAAUUAUCGGACAGUGUGAAUCGUUGGCAAUGUUCAUUCGGCGCUCGGAAACUCUUCCUUUACAUGUCAUAAUUUUCAUUACGUUUAUAAUCGGAAGACAGAAAACAGGGGAUCAUUCAGUGCUCAUUGAAGGCGGCCUAAAAAAUUCCACAACGGCUACGAUUUUCUUUAAUACGGCUCAAUUACACCACGAUUUCCGGUGCUAACCUCCUUCGUUCGCGCGUGGAAGUUCGACGGAUAUCUCGUGAAAUCAUGCGCUGAGAGAAUGCACAAAAGUGACGCAUAAUAAUAACCGGCACUCAAUGCACAACUGCAAACUUGUAUAGACUUACAUGGCGCGGCAUUUUGUUCCUCUCUUUUUUUUUUAUAUACUCGCGAACGUAAUCUGACGAUUAUCUCGACAAGAACGCCGCGAGCAAUCGCCGUCAUUGCGUGGUUUCUGCGGACCGCAUUGUUGCUCGCUGCGGUUUUUUCUGAUCGUGAGUUCGAAGCGACUACUUUCGGCGCUCGGACGUUUCAUUCGUUCCUCGAUCGUUUGAUUUAAUAACGCCGUUUGAAUCGCUCCGAUUGAUUCGGAAUGAGUCUGCAGAAAUAACGGAGUUUUAAAUUUAGUCCGACGGAACGGACGUGCCGUCUCUUUUCUCUCUCUCUCUCUUUCUUUAUCCGAUAGGAGACGCGCGAUCUCGUUCCAUCGGAUGGUCAUUGUCGCGACGAUGACGCGAAAGUCAGCGGAGUUCCCGCCGAAAAUUAGCCGGGUCGCGUUGAUUCAUCGCGCCGCGUCCAUCGUCGCAGCUCGUCGGACUCGGAAAUUUCACUCACGUCACGUCUCGAAUUCGAGUGGCUCGGUUAUGCAUCGCAUUAAGAGUACGCUCUUGUCUCGAACGACGCUCGAAAGUGCUCCGCCGGAUAUUCUCACUCUCGGACGUAGUUGGGCAUGCGAUACGUGUUCGAAGAGAAUCGCAUCCCACGAUGAUCCGAAGUGGAAUCAUAGUAAUGGAGCAUUUAGCGCGUUGCGAACUCAGCUGCGCGCGUGAUUUACUGAAGAACGAUCUUCUGUCGUGUAUCAUCUCGGUGUCUGUCUCUUUAAAUACGCACACACGCGCGCACGGCAUACCCAUGCGAAAGCCAUUCACACACGUCCAUUUUAUUGUGAUAUACAAUACUAUUAUAUAUACAUAUAUAUAUAUGUGUAUAUAUAUAUAUAUAUAUAUAUAUAUAUAUAUAUAUAUACGUGUAGAUAUUACGAAGCAAAAACAUUAUCGAACAUAACGGCGAUGCUUGUAAAGUAAGACUUUUUUUUACAACGAAAGUGCAAAAUAUAAUAUACGACUUUUUUUUUA